GUAGGUACCAAAUCCUAUUAGUAUUCUUACAAAUGAUAAAACAGACUUAAAUAUGAAAACUAAGUCAUUUUAUUUCGUAUGCAUAAAAUAGGUUUAUUAUUAAUACGAUAGUGUUGGUGAUGAAAAGAUGCAGAUUCUUGAUAAAAAUAUUUAAUUUGGAAAGUUACAUGCUUAACAUAUUAUAUCGGAUUAUUUUUGAGGGAUGCGCGCCCGCGAUCGUGAUAGUGGUUGUAUAGGAUCUGGCGCGGGCACGGCCCUGCCCCUGUUUUGCUCUCUGUCGCCUCACGCGGUAGGACAGGUCCUGGACAGGCAAUAUUUGAUACUCAUUGGAGCCACAAAUAAUAAAUACAGAAACAUACUAAAUCGAACUCUAUUCCUUAGCUAAAAAUAGGAUUUUAAUCAUCAAUUCAUAUUUCUAACUAACCGACAUUUUAUGGCAAUGACACAAUUUCACGCUAAACGAAAAACAAAAUGCCGAUCGUCAAACUUGGCGUAAACAAUUCAUUAUUUUACUCAUAAGAGUUAUUUUUGUUUCAUUCAUAAUCGUGUCGAAGAUUUUCUCGGUGAUUUCCGGGCGUAGUAGUUGUGUACACUGUACUUUCUAAGUCCAUUGGUGGACCUUAUGGCUUUGCAAUAAGGUGUAGGUUCAACUGAGCGUGCGAGUUGGAGACAAGUCCGACUACAUUAUUGAUACUAUUACUCGCAAACGCAUCUCGCGCGCACUAACAUACAAGGGAUCGAAGGAGAUGCUCUCCGGGCAAAGUCAAACCAAGAAUAAUUUAUGUUUGCCAUCCCGGUCAAAUUCUUGGAAAAACCAGAGUAAUGUAACCUCAAGAUCGAUAACAACUGACGCUUAAUCGGGUAGCUCUCUUAUACUGGUUCAUUCGAGUGAUCACGAUAAAUAUUCCUGAAACUUACGCUGACGUAGACGGUGCGUAGGCGCACGCGCAGUGUUCUUCCACUUGCUCAGUCGCCUUUAGGCAUUGGAUGUGUCAAAUUGUUCUUAUACAAAUAGGAUUUUUAAAAAGCAUUUGAGAUAUCGAGUUCGAUACAUAUAUCGUUAAGGCGGUGACCAAAACUAUGCCCCGGCGCGUAGCGGCUUCACAAGCAUCCAACCUUCCCACUUCCUAUUAACGUUAAAACUACGUCAAUGUGUGUAUAAAUACGUAAAUGUUUUGAUAUGAAUAUUACCGUAAAUCUAGUGUUAACAGUGCAAUAGUGUAAAGUGCCAGUGUCUAGUGAACUUAAGUUUAAAAAAGCAUCAUGUCGUCUCGGACGGGACAGCGAGGCACGUCGGUAGCUAACAGCCAGCGUCGGCAGCCUCGCUCGAGGUCGUCGACGAGGGCUGGCGAGAAGAAGUCGAAGGGAGGCGAGAGGACUGGGGCGACCAGUCUGGUCUCCAUCCCUAACACCAUCAAGCUUAGCAUGCUGAACAGCGGGCUCAUUUCAUUUGAACGGGUGAAGUUUAAACCAGAGACUGACGAGAACGGCUCCAUAACGGAAACGAUUCCGGACCGGCCCGUGGAGCUGAAGAACUUCCCCAAGCUGUGCGAGCAGCGCCGCAAGUUCCCCGUCCUCUACAAGCUCGAGUUCCAGACAGCGGUCAAAGUGGAGACGCAUUCGUGUCGGCACGCCACCAAGAAGACUAAUCUACACAAAAACCAGAACCAAAAAGUUAUACCUUAUGACUACAACCGAGUGGUGCUAAACACAGUAGACCGGGAACCAGACUCAGAUUAUAUUAAUGCUUCCUAUAUAGAUAGUAUAUUAAAACCUAAUGCGUACAUAGUGACGCAAGGGCCCACAGAAGACACGGUGCUGGACUUCUGGAGGAUGAUAUGGCAGGAACGGGCGGCUGCCAUCGUCAUGCUCACCAAGACAUUCGACUUUAUCAAGGUGAUGUGCGUCCAAUACUGGCCUCCGAGCAAAGACAAGGAAGAGACGUACGGGGACCUGCAUGUAUGCAUCGAACGGGAGGAGGAACUGGCCAAUUUCCACAUACGCACGUUUAGGCUUUAUAAGAAAAACGAACAAGGUGUGGUGAUCGAAGAGCGAUUCAUCCUCCAAUUCCACUACACACAAUGGCACUCUCACACAUGUCCAUUCAGCAAUGCGCUGCUUGAGUUCCGGCGGCGCGUCCGGGCCGUGGUGGGCCGCCGUCUGGCCGCCAACCCCGCCGCGGGACCCAUGGUCGUGCACUGCAACGACGGAGGCGGCCGUUCAGGAGUAUAUUUAUCUAUAGACGCCAACCUGGAGUUGGCUGAAGAAGAAGACUGUUUUGAUGUUUUCGGCUUUUUGAAGAAGCUUAGACAAUCACGGAAAGGCCUUAUAGAAAACGAGGAACAAUACAAAUUCGUGUAUGACACGUUAGAAGAGCACGUCGUCUGCGGCAUUUCCUGGUUCCCAGUGACGCACCUCACCAUAAGACUGCAAUCCAAAUCACAGCGCGACCCGGUGACCAAGCUGAAUGACUAUCAGCGCGAGUACCAACAAAUCUGCAAACAGACGCCGAGGUUUACCAUCGGAGACUGCGCCGGUGGCCACCGAGGAGAUAACAGGGAAAAGAACAGAGACGUCCUGGUCGUUCCUCCUGACAACUUUCGGCCAUACCUGACGUCCUUUCAGGGCAACAACUUCACCGACUACAUCAACGCCGUGUUUGUAGACGGGUACACCAAGCCGCGGGAGUACAUCGUCACUGAGUGGCCGCUGAUCAAAACGCAGGGCGAGUUCUGGUCGCUGGUGUACGACUACGAGUGUGCUGCGGUUGUGGUGCUGUGCGUCCCGCCUAAGAACUCUCAACAAUAUCCUCCGUUUUGGCCAGAAAGCCGAAGUCCGAAGAAAUACGGCCCAGUCUUCACAAUCGACCACGUAUCACACGAACACUUUACCAACAUCAAGACCUGGAUAUUUCGCAUCAAUAAGAAGAUCGUAUCCCUAACGGAACUGAUGGCGGGCGUGAAAGCGCCACCGAAGACGGUCCAACUGUUCCAGCUGACCUGCUGGCCGAUGGGCCACAAGGUGCCCACGUCCACCAACUCACUGGUAGAGCUCAUGAACAUGGUGGAGCGGUGGCGGCAGCGCACCGACUAUGGGCCCGUCUGCGUCGUGUCGCCAGACGGGCGGAGCCGGGCGGGGGUGUACUGUGCGGCUAACGCUUGCAUCGAGCAAGUCAUCCAGCACGGCGAGGUCGAUGUGUUCCAAGCCGUGAAGACCGUCCGUCGCCACCGUCCGCAGCUCGUUGAGAACAUGACUGAAUAUAAAUACUGCUACGACCUGGUACUCCACUACGUGCUGCAUUACUUAAAUGAAGAUAUGAAUGAAAAGAAGUGAGAGUGCGAACUUAAGGGCGAGCCCUGGUUCAUCGAGUUUGGACGUGGCGCGGCGCUA
This is a messenger RNA of Cydia pomonella (codling moth), 3390 nucleotides long. RefSeq names its product receptor-type tyrosine-protein phosphatase kappa (gene Ptp36E). The transcript is spliced from 17 exons. NCBI's taxonomy places the organism in Eukaryota, Metazoa, Arthropoda, Insecta, Lepidoptera, Tortricidae. The coding region runs from base 1264 to 3333 and encodes 689 amino acids. Gene Ontology annotation, molecular function: protein tyrosine phosphatase activity. The record is from RefSeq and is a predicted model, not a curated record. Gene Ontology annotation, biological process: protein dephosphorylation.